Fusarium venenatum is the source of this 600-nucleotide messenger RNA. RefSeq lists its product as uncharacterized. NCBI's taxonomy places the organism in Eukaryota, Fungi, Ascomycota, Sordariomycetes, Hypocreales, Nectriaceae. The record is from RefSeq and is a predicted model, not a curated record. Gene Ontology annotation, biological process: mycotoxin biosynthetic process.
AUGUCCUUCAACAAAGAGAUUGAGCAUGAUCUUCUUCUCUCUGGAGAAGAAGAAAUGUCCUCAGAUGAAAUUGAUGCUCACUCGCUGGUAGAGAAGUAUUCUUUUCCACCACCAUCCAAAGUUUUGUGUCGUCUAAGACAGUUUCCAUGGCAAGCCAUAGUCAUACAUACCGGUAUUCUCGUUAUCUACUCCGCAGUCUUAUUUUUCAUUGUGGUACCUGUCUGGACAUCCUAUCAAACAGGAAGUGAAGUUGCGUACACCCCUUUCAAUCCCGGUCUACAAGCACAGGUAUUUCAGCAUAAACACUCGGUUUACGUUGGUAAACCAUCGUAUGAGCUAGACAAAGCUUGGAGGAAGGUCCUCAAGAACUCCAACAUUCGUAUCACCGAGGAAGAAAUCAUGCAAUUUCCUGGCCUUAAAGAACAGGCCAUUGAGCUGCCUGAUAGAGGUUAUUUUGCAACCCCUAACGUUUACCACAACCUUCAUUGCAUUAAGCGUCUUCAUCACUAUAUGUAUCCAGAAUACUACUUUGCCAAUAUUACACAAGAGCAAAAGGUGGCAAACGAAUAUCACAACUGUGAGCUUCUUACCCAUUUCUGA